Messenger RNA from Ectocarpus siliculosus, 1062 nucleotides. Lineage: Eukaryota; Phaeophyceae; Ectocarpales; Ectocarpaceae. The record is from the annotation of a GenBank genome assembly.
AUGUGCUCAAGCAGACCUGUGGUAUAUCGUUCACCGCCGGCGUUGUUGCCAUCACCAAGGAAGAUCUUUUCAGUGUUGAGACAACAAUCAUCCAUUUCAGGCUAUUGCGGGAACAGCAGCAGUGACGAGGACGACGACAUCACGGCCUUCGCUUCUUCAACGGCCGUCUUUCAAGACAACUUGUCGCUGGACGCGCUCACCGAUAUCCAGCCGCUGGACCAUGGUGGAUUUUGUAUCGUGUGCUCGUGUACGUACAACGGCGUUCAGAGAGCCGUGCUCAAGAUACCCAAACCGCAGGGGCCCAACAGCGCCGCGGCUGAUUUGCUGGCCGAGAUAGCAAUCUACAAGCGCAUCUCCGAACGAGGCGGACAUCCAAAUAUUGCCGCCGCGCUGGGUGCUGGGUUCACGUCUCGAGGCGAGCCCUUCCUUGUCCUGGAGCGUCUCGAGGGGGGCAGCCUUGCCGGAGCUAUCGAGAGAAGCCGAACGCCAGGUGGCGAUGCCGCCGACGGAGGGUCGUGGGUUGAUCUCGUCAUGCGUCUACCCGUGGCGCUCGAGCUAGCUGAUGCCCUGCAGUACUUGCACCGCGAUGCUCUCCCGGGCUUUAUUCUUCACCGAGAUCUCAAACCAACAAAUAUCGGGCUCUGCGCCGAGGGGCACGUGAAGGUGUUCGACUUUGGGCUUUCCGUGGUGCAAGAGGUUCGGAGAGGAAACUUGAACCAGAAAUACCAGAUGUCGGGCAUGGCCGGCAGCAAGCGUUUCAUGAGCCCAGAGGUUUGCAACGGCCUCCCGUACAACGAGAAGGUCGACGUUUACUCGUUCGCCAUCGUGCUCUGGGAGAUUUGCACCCUCCGAAAGCCGUUCGCCGGAAUGAGCGUGGCCGACCACUACCGAGAGGUCAUCACCGGCGGCUUGAGGCCGCCGCUGGACCCCCGAUGGCCGGGAGCUCUCCAACACCUCCUGCAGGCUUGCUGGCACGAGGACCCGGAUCGACGGCCGUCGAUCUCGAAGGCCAGGGAUGUCUUGCAGCAAAUUUUCCUGGCUGGGGGUGGGUGGGAUAUUUGA